AUUGCUAAAUGAUCCGUUGUUUCCGUUGUGCUCAUUUCUACGAUGAUGCAUGUGAUGUUUAGCAAGCAGCAUUGCAACAAACACAUCCCACAGACUUACGAGCCACAUUGUCAUUUCCUCUUUAGGUGCAGCUGACGAGUGUCAUGGUGUCAUGACUUCAUCCGCCCACAACUGACCACGGAGACAUCGGUCAGAGAGACAGACACCAACAGGCAGAGGCACAGGAAGGUAGACAGAAAAACAACAGGAGGCUAAAACAGAGACAGACAGUAAUACACUGUAAACUUAUACUGAGGUUAGACAUGGCCCGGUUGGAUGUUCAGGAGACAUUUCAUGAUAUUUUAUUUCCUGGACACCUGCACACACAGGAGUCGUUGCAACGUGCCGUCAGCUUUCUGUUUCAGGACACGGAUAUUCUCAUCGUCUCUUAUCCAAAGUCAGGUACCACAUGGAUGCAGGGAAUAGUGAGUCUCAUGUCCCACAGAGGAGACGCGCACAUUAACCAAACUGUGCCAAACUGGGCCAGGGCUCCCUGGCUGGAACAAUUCUACAGUGCCGCCAUACUAGAAGCCUCAACCAGCACACCGCGAGUGAUCACCACACACCUGCCUCAUCAGCUACUCGGCCCUGCCCUCCAGGGCUCCAAAGCUAAGGUCAUAUAUGUGAGCAGAAACCCUAAAGAUGCUGUGGUUUCCUUUUACCACUUCCACAAAAUGGCAAACUUCCUUCCUGAGGCUGGCACGUUUCCAGAGUUUCUAAAUAAAUUCCUCAAGGGCACGCUCUCUUAUGGGUCCUGGUUUGACCAUAUUAAGGGAUGGACCAGUCACAUGGCAGUUAUGGACAACUUUCUUCACAUCACCUAUGAAGAGAUGUUAAUGGACCUACCCGGCACCAUAAGGAGGCUCAGCUCUUUCCUACAGUGCCCCCUAGCGGAGGACGAGGUCAAGAGUUGUGUGCAACACUGCAGCUUCAGCAGCAUGAAGAAUAACAAGAUGGUCAACUACACUCUCAUCUCUGAAAACAUAAUGGACCACAGCAAAGGCUCUUUCAUGAGGAAGGGUAAGACUGGCGACUGGAAAAACAUGUUCACAGAGGACCAGAAUCAAUAUUUCGAGAGCGUCUUCAGGGCCAAGAUGCAGGACUGCGCUUUAGAGUUUGUGUGGGAGCUGCAGGACGAAGAGGAGACGCCCGAACAAGAGCAAAUCCCACAGAGGAGCACACUGGACUGUGAAAAAGGCUGUUCAGGCAAGGAAGUUUGAAGCCAUGGUGAAUGUCGUAUGUGGAUUUAUUGAGUGUUAACAACAAAUAAUAGUAUAUAAUAGUAUGCAAAUCAGAGUUUUUGGCCAUGCAAAUGUCACACUUGAAUGACAGUACUCUUUAUUAAUGUCUCAGUGUGUGAUAACGUGUCCAGUCCAGUAUAAUAAAGGUAUAAUCUGCCCUUUCAUGGUUGACAUUGAACAAUGAUAUUCGAUUCUUUGGUGCAGAACUGGUGGCAUUUACUGUAUGUAUGUAACAGUCACUAGGGUGUGUGUGUGUGUGGGGGGGUCACCCUCAUCGUCUAGUGACCAUUUGGCACCUGACGCAGUACUACACUGCAAAAAAAUAAUAAAUGAAUAAACUUAAUCAGAUACUACAGCCUACUUUAAGCUUUAAUUACCAGUAAAAUGCUAAAGACCAUGAUUCUGUGUGUCUUUGUUGUGAUAAGUGCAACUGUUUUCUGUCUACUGGGAAAAAAGUGGGAAAAACCAACAACAUGAGCUUAAAAUUAUAGCACAAUAUUGUGCCAUGAUAUCACAAUAAACAUAAUCAUGAUCAUAUUCCACAGAAUUUCAAAAUAAAAGUCCUUGAUUUGAUAUGGAACGAUACAGUAAUAACAUAUUUAUUAUGCUAAAUAAAUCUAGAUGGAUAGAUAGAUAGUGCACUUUUGUUACACAGCAUGCAUUGCAGUGCUUUAAUUUUUUUCUGCUUUAAAACCCAACAUAUGGAACAGAGUGUACAGAACACAUGGUGCUCUGUGACCUUUAUGGUGGAGAACUGGGCGAAAACACUGUGAUCAAAUAAAGACUGAUAAGAGUCUCUGCUUUUAUGCUUUAUGCUUUUGUGCUUUUUGAUUGGGAUUGAAUUGGACCACAAAUAGAGUUUAUAGGUUAUACACUUUGUCAUCUUGGGGACUUUGUCUAUUUACUUUGUUGCCAAAUAAUGCAAGUGGUCAAUCAUUUGAGAUGUUUAU
Messenger RNA from Solea solea (common sole), 2230 nucleotides. RefSeq names its product sulfotransferase family 5A, member 1 (gene sult5a1). Gene Ontology annotation, biological process: sulfation. Lineage: Eukaryota; Metazoa; Chordata; Actinopteri; Pleuronectiformes; Soleidae. Gene Ontology annotation, molecular function: sulfotransferase activity. The coding region runs from base 303 to 1259 and encodes 318 amino acids. Gene Ontology annotation, cellular component: cytoplasm. The record is from RefSeq and is a predicted model, not a curated record. The transcript is spliced from 6 exons.